Messenger RNA from Acipenser ruthenus (sterlet), 2206 nucleotides. RefSeq names its product ruvB-like 1. Gene Ontology annotation, cellular component: NuA4 histone acetyltransferase complex; R2TP complex; Swr1 complex. The transcript has 11 exons. Gene Ontology annotation, biological process: box C/D snoRNP assembly; regulation of transcription by RNA polymerase II; chromatin remodeling. The coding region runs from base 250 to 1620 and encodes 456 amino acids. Gene Ontology annotation, molecular function: DNA helicase activity; ATP hydrolysis activity; ATP binding. The record is from RefSeq and is a predicted model, not a curated record. Lineage: Eukaryota; Metazoa; Chordata; Actinopteri; Acipenseriformes; Acipenseridae.
CAGGCGAGCGUGUCGUCCAAUCGUUAUGCAGCUGCCUGGCAAAUUGACCAAUCAGAACUUUAACAUUUUUUGAGAGUAACUGGAGCGGUACUUGAUUAGAGUUCCCUAGUUACCCCACAUGGUAACCCGCCAGUCCCAACGGUAAAAAAACAAACGACACGGGACAGAGCAAGACAGGCCGUCAUUGUGAACUGCGUACCGGACGAGUAUCCUUGUUUACCUACGCGUUUUGUUCAAACUGCAGCAGCUAUGAAAAUCGAAGAAGUUAAAAGCACGACUAAGACGCAGCGCAUCGCGACCCACAGCCAUGUGAAGGGGCUGGGGUUGGAUGAAAGCGGGCUGGCGAAGCAGUCAGCAGCCGGCCUUGUCGGGCAGGAGAACGCGAGGGAGGGCUGUGGGAUUAUAGUGGAACUAAUCAGAGCGAAGAAAAUGGCCGGGAGAGCAAUAUUGCUGGCUGGACCUCCAGGAACUGGAAAAACUGCCCUGGCUCUGGCUAUUGCUCAGGAGCUGGGUAACAAAGUGCCCUUCUGCCCCAUGGUGGGGAGUGAGGUGUACUCCACAGAGAUCAAAAAGACAGAGGUGCUGAUGGAGAACUUCAGGAGAGCUAUAGGCCUGCGUAUCAAGGAGACGAAGGAGGUGUACGAGGGGGAGGUGACGGAGCUCACUCCCUGCGAGACGGAGAACCCCAUGGGGGGCUACGGAAAAACCAUCAGCCACGUGAUCAUCGGACUCAAAACCGCCAAGGGAACCAAGCAGCUCAAGCUGGACCCCAGUAUCUAUGAGAGCCUGCAAAAGGAGAGAGUGGAGGUGGGGGACGUGAUCUACAUUGAGGCCAACAGCGGGGCAGUCAAGCGGCAGGGCAGGUGUGAUACCUACGCCACGGAGUUCGACCUUGAGGCCGAGGAGUACGUGCCCUUACCGAAGGGAGACGUGCACAAGAAGAAGGAAAUCAUUCAGGACGUUACCCUGCAUGACCUGGAUGUGGCCAACGCUAGACCGCAGGGCGGCCAGGAUAUUCUCUCCAUGAUGGGACAAUUGAUGAAACCCAAGAAGACUGAAAUCACAGAUAAGCUGCGAGGGGAGAUCAACAAGGUGGUGAAUAAGUACAUUGACCAGGGGGUGGCAGAGCUGGUUCCGGGGGUGCUGUUUAUAGACGAGGUGCACAUGCUGGAUAUCGAGUGCUUCACCUACCUGCACCGCGCCCUCGAGUCCUCGCUGUCACCCAUCGUCAUCUUCGCAACCAACCGGGGGAACUGCCUCAUCAGGGGUACAGAGGACAUCCUUUCCCCCCACGGGAUCCCCCUAGAUCUGCUGGACCGGGUGAUGAUCAUCCGCACCAUGAUGUACACUCCCCAGGAGAUGAAGCAGAUUAUUAAAAUCCGCUCUCAGACAGAAGGGAUCAGCAUCAGUGAAGAUGCCCUGAACCUCCUGGGAGAGAUUGGGACGAAAACCACGCUGAGGUACGCGGUGCAGCUGCUGACUCCGGCCAGCCUCCUUGGAAAGAUCCAUGGGAAGGACGGGAUUGAGAAGGAGCACGUGGAGGAGAUCAGCGAGCUGUUCUACGAUGCCAAGUCCUCCGCCAAGAUCCUGGCCGACCAGCAGGACAAGUACAUGAAAUAGCAAGCCCCCCCGAGCCUGCCUUCCAUUAAAUAAACGCCCCAGAGAACCGCAGCUCAGCAAUCCCCCCCCCCCCCCCCCCCCCCCCCAGAGACCCACAGCUCAGAGCAAUCCCCCCCAGAGACCCACAGCUCAGAGCAAUCCCCCCAGAGACCCACAGCUCCGAGCAAUCCCCCCCCAGAGACCCACAGCUCCGAGCAAUCCCCCCCAGAGACCCACACUGCAGCAGCACUGUUUAUUUUGUUUUUGCAGUGCAAGCCAGUUUAUCUGAGAUUAGUCUCUGUUUGUGGUUCAGGGUCUCAACUCUUUCGUAUGCACGCUUUCAAAUUUGCCUCGCUGGCAUUUCCACUUUAAUAAAAGCUGAGGCCGGUGUUGCAGCACAUCAGAUUUAAAAUAAAUAUAUGAGACCAGCUCCAAGUGCAGGGGCAUCAAGGGUUUUUGAAAUGUGCUGUUUGAGAUUAGUUUACGGAAGCCUUUCUAUGUGUAACACAUUUGUACGAGUUUAUGUUAAAUUAAAACUUUGUGUUAUGUAUUUUUUUCAUGUUAAAACAAAUGCAACUUUUUUUUUUAAUAAACCAAAUGAAAUACA